Corvus hawaiiensis (hawaiian crow) is the source of this 6530-nucleotide messenger RNA. RefSeq names its product gamma-aminobutyric acid receptor subunit rho-2-like. NCBI's taxonomy places the organism in Eukaryota, Metazoa, Chordata, Aves, Passeriformes, Corvidae. The transcript is spliced from 9 exons. Gene Ontology annotation, biological process: regulation of membrane potential; monoatomic ion transmembrane transport; chemical synaptic transmission. Gene Ontology annotation, molecular function: GABA-A receptor activity; extracellular ligand-gated monoatomic ion channel activity; neurotransmitter receptor activity. The record is from RefSeq and is a predicted model, not a curated record. Bases 1428 to 3065 code for a protein of 545 amino acids. Gene Ontology annotation, cellular component: GABA-A receptor complex; membrane; neuron projection.
AGAAACUUCAGUUACACACCAGGCAGUACAGGAUUUGAAAAAUAUGAAAGUUAAAACCUAAGGCAUCAAUACCAAUGACUUAAGUGAGAUUCUCAUCCUGUUUUUCAGCAAGUAUUUAUCAAGCUACCUAGAGCUUUCCUAAAUUUUGUCAACUAUACUAUAUAUUACUGUUUUGCAACACUAAAGUAGCUAUAACAACUUCCAAAAUAAGGAAAGCCCAUUUUGCGUCUAAGGGGGAUGUGUAAAUAUAUAAAAACCCCUAAAUCUGAGUCUUUUAGAGUUUCUCUGUAUUGUUGGUAAUCUUGUUUGCAGGUAUAAGGGAGCAAAGGUGAAAAAAUAAUUUCUGUGAGAAGUUCAGACAAAAGUCUAUAUUUGUUCAGCAGUUACACUUUGUGCUGCAGGCUAAUUUGAUGUCAAUAUAUUAACAUCUUUUAACCUGAUUUGUCUAUUUCAUUAGAAAUUAAAUAAAAACAAGCAGAAACCACUACACAAAUUCCCCCCUAAAAUCACACAGCAAAACCCUAAAAAACCUGUUCAGGUCCUGUAGCCUCUAAAAUAGAAGUAAUGUGUUUCCUUGUUGUGUGGUGCUUGAAUCCCUGUUCAAUUCAAGUACUGCAAACAUGGGCUCACGGAAGAGAGUUCUGGAAGAGGUAUGACCCACUAGACAUUCUGCUGGAUUUUGAGUCGCUUGCUGCUCUGGAGCGUUUGCUCUGAAUGUGCUCUGCUUUUCCUGCAGAAUCCCUGCUGUGCCAAGCAGACUUCUGCCCUCCUGUGAGUACCACACACCGGCUGUUGUUAACACAGCCCGGUGUUCCGCAGAGAGGCCAAAUCAGCAUUGCCCUGUGACCAGGCUCUGAGGAAACAGGCCUUGAAUGGAUUUUGGAAACAGCCUCUUCCUUGUGAUUAAGGAAAUAGCUGCUUUGUAUGUUUUAAUUUUAGUUUUGAUCUUCUUUGAUAAAAGUUAAAAUGCCUGAUUGUGCAAAUAACUAUUUGAAAAAAAAAAAAAAAAGGUGACUUGGUUUAUGUGAAUGCAAUUGCAUGUAUAGAUUGGGAGUUACUGUUUUAAUUUUCCUUUGAAGUUAACUGUAAAUAAAGUCAGCAUUUUCAGGGGACGUAGCUCAUGUUCUGUCUUCAACAGCAUGAAGAGCCAGACAGAAAAUAAAACUUCACCUGCCCUAAAUCCAUUAAAAUCCACUCAUAUUACAAUGAGAUACAUGCCUGAAACGCGGCACAGGCAGUUACCAGUUGAAAAAGAUGCCAUACAGAGGAUCAAAAAAUGUAGAAAGCCUAAUGAAAAGGGACAGCCUGGUUUUGCAGUCUGGCAGGAGGAUAGCGCUGAGAUUAGGGGAUUGAGCAAAAAGCCGGCAUGCAGAAUUGCAGGUUUUUAUAUAAUGGCUUUAGUAAGUAUCCUUUAGGACCCAGUGGAAAUGUUUAGUGAGGCAAACUUGGUGAGUAAUGGCCAAUCAUUUAGCGGUGAUGAGGGAAAAGCUCUGAGUGCGAAGCCCCUUGAAAGCCUGUCGAAUGUAUCACGCCGGGAGCGCAGCGUUUCUGACACUGAUCGCCGACCAACGCGCCACACCAGAAUUGGAGUUGAUUCAAUGUUUAAGCCUGGGGGAUCUUGUACUACAGGAGGUCACUGGAGUGCAGAGUGCCCGGCUCCCAUUUCCAGCAAGAUGCCUUAUUUCACAAAACUCCUUUUAUUAAUAUUCUGCUUAGUUCUUGUUGUGGAAAGCAGAAAACACAGGAGGAGGAGGUGGACCCAUCUGGGUAUGCAGAGGGCAAGCCACAUCUCUAAGAAGAAUGAGGACUUGACCAAAGCCUGGAAAGGAAAGACAGAGCAGCUUCUCAAAAUCGACGAACAUGAUUUCACCAUGAGGCCGGCCUUUGGAGGCCCUGCGAUUCCUGUUGGGGUGGAUGUGCAAGUUGAAAGCUUGGACAGCAUUUCUGAGGUUGACAUGGAUUUCACUAUGACCUUGUACUUAAGGCACUACUGGAAGGAUGAGCGUCUCUCAUUUUCCAGCACCAAUAACAAGAGCAGGACCUUCGACGGCAGGCUGGUGAAGAAGAUCUGGGUCCCUGAUGUCUUCUUCGUGCAUUCCAAGAGAUCCUUCAUUCAUGAUACCACCACAGACAACAUCAUGCUUCGAGUGUUCCCUGAUGGGCACGUCCUCUACAGCAUGAGGGUCACAGUGACAGCAAUGUGCAACAUGGACUUCAGCCGCUUCCCCCUGGACUCUCAGACAUGUUCUCUGGAGCUGGAAAGCUAUGCUUACACUGAUGAAGAUCUGAUGCUGUAUUGGAAAAAUGGCAAUGAAUCUCUGAAAACGGAUGAAAAAAUUUCUUUAUCUCAGUUUUUGAUACAAAAAUUUCACACCACAUCAAGACUGGCUUUCUACAGUAGCACGGGUUGGUACAAUCGACUCUAUAUAAAUUUCACUUUACGUCGACACAUCUUUUUCUUCUUGCUCCAAACCUACUUCCCUGCCACUCUCAUGGUCAUGUUGUCCUGGGUGUCCUUCUGGAUCGACAGACGAGCAGUUCCUGCCAGAGUCUCUUUGGGGAUAACCACUGUGCUGACCAUGUCCACGAUCAUCACUGGGGUGAAUGCCUCCAUGCCUCGUGUUUCCUACAUCAAAGCAGUGGAUAUUUACCUGUGGGUCAGUUUUGUGUUUGUGUUCCUCUCGGUGCUGGAAUACGCGGCUGUGAAUUACCUGACAACAGUGCAAGAGCGGAAGGAGAGGAAACUGCGGGAGAGGUUUUCAUGUUCAUGUGGAAUACCUCACUCGAAAACUAUGAUGCUGGAUGGAAACUACAGUGAAUCUGAUGCCAACAGCCUGGCAGGAUAUACAAGAAACCAGAUGGUACCAGAAAAAGAAAAACCAGAAAAGGUGGUUGUGCAUUUAGCUAUGAGCAAUGAAUCUAAUUCACCAAGGAAGAGAGGCCUGAGGGGCUAUGUGGGCUUGCGCAUCAUCCAGAACACUCAUGCAAUUGAUAAAUAUUCAAGAUUGAUAUUCCCAGGCACCUACAUAGUUUUUAAUUUGAUAUAUUGGUCUGUCUUUAGCUAAGCAUGCUGGCACAGCAGUGACUGAAUCAGAAGAUGGCUACAAAACACUCUUUUGUUGGUAUUUUUUUUGUCUGAUCUGGACACAAAGCCAGAAACCUGAUUAUUUUAGUGCUUCUUCAAAGGGUAAAGGGGAGGACACAUCCUCCAGAAGGCAAUUCCAUGCACAGACCUCAUGGAGGAAGUUGCUGUGCUGGUUGAUUUCCAACCCACACCCCUGCUCCCGUUUGCUUUAUGACACAUGCCAUUUCUCAUACUUGAAAAUACGUGUCCACCAUACAACCAAAUGUGCUGGAUGCUCGUUUGGGGCUGGCCACGCUGGUGGUGCCUGCUGUGCAAUGGACAACCAAAGACAGUGCGCAUGUAAACUGUAAGGAAUUAAAUAAAUGCAACUUGCAUGGGGAGGUCUGGACAGUGCAGCUCCUGUAAGGAAACUGAAUGAGCAUUUCCUUUUACAAAAUCUCUGCUUUUGAGCAAAUUCUUUUGUUUUUUCUUUGGCAUACAAAUGUAAUUUUUUUUCCAUUGUUUUCUGAAGAACACCUCCUUUAAGGGUACGGAUUCUGCUUUCUCUCUGGAUAGGACCUUCGUCAGUACCAUUAGGACAGCUGACUGGCCAGGAUCAGCUGGGCUGGUUACAGAGCACAGGUGGUAUGUUUGAGUCAGCAGGCUUUUUUUCUAGAUUACAAAGUGCAGUCCACAGACAAACUGUACAUCCCAAUGUGCCUCUCCCAGUCAACACAAUGCCCUUCUGUUCAGGCAUUUGGGAUCAAAAGGGGUAUAUGUCUGCCAGAACCUCUCUGCAGAAACAGAGGCAUGUCAGAGAUUAAAUGGCCAAGAGUAAUACUGUUGGUCCAAGGUCUGUGUAAGUCCUUUGAAGCUGCUGCACAGCAUUGUAACAAACUUACGUGCUUGGCAGUUCUUCUCCUAUCCCGUGAUAUCUCCCUUCUCUUUGCUAACAAUGCUGACAGCAAAACCCAAAUGUAGAAGCACGACACCAACAAGACAGUGAUGCUCAAGUUUUUGUGCUCCUUAUUUUAAGAAAACACCAUGAGUUUUUGGCUGUCGUGGAGAUUAUGUACAUCAAAACACUUGUUUACCAAGCUGAAACUGAGCAGUGGGGGCUGAGCUUGAAGUGCCAGGACUGAGGUUAGAAAAAAGAAAAAGCAAACAAAGAAUACUGAUGUAACUGUAAGUAUUUGUUGGCACAUGAAAUUUUCUUCUUAACCAUAGCAGGAAUUCUUACAUCCUAAAUCUCAGGGGACGUAGAAGGUGGCAAAGAAAUGUCAACUCUUGGCUGUCAACAAUACCCAGAUUUUCCCUUGUGCCUCAAAUAUUACUGCCUAAGAAAUAUUACUGCUUAAGUCAAGCUGAUGAUGGCACCGAUUUAGUGGAAACAAAAUUGAUGAGAGAAGCUAAAAUUAACAACUAUGUUUCCCUUUAAUCAGCCAUGUUAAUAACUGACAUGAAUGGAGUUCUGUCUGGUCAUGGAAGUAAGAAAACACAGCCCUGAAAUUGCUGGCAAGAAGAGGAAGGACAGUAUAUGAGGGGCAGGAUUGCCCAGCCUGUCACUGUCUCCUGAGCCACCACCAGCUCAGUGCAUUUACCACUCAUUGCUCCUGCAGCUGAAACGUGGAUACUUCUCACGUUGGCAGGCGGAGAUCACUACAAGAAAGACACAAAAAAUAUGAAAGAAAUAGAUCACUCAUUUUUUGAGAUGUUAAAGCCUGGGCAUAAGAGUGUGUUCUUCAGCAUUAGCAGUUUUGAGUGUAAAACAGGAGCCAAUGUCCCAGCUGGCAGCAGAACAGUGCAGCAAAGGGACCUUUGCUGGGGAAAGGAAGCAGAACUGCGCUAUGAAGUCACCAGAAAGUUCAGGGAGUAGAAACUUGGUUCCUGUGCUCCCCUGUUUUGCCAGUCUUUCGGCAUUACCCAUGGCACAUGCCAUUUAACCUCUCAGUGCCUCAGCUCCUCCAUCUAGAAAGCGAGGAGCACUAGGAUUUACCUACCUCAUAAUGUGCCGAGGGGCUUAAUGUGCUUAGUUAGCAUGUGUGGGGGGCAUGCUUAUGAUUUCUGAGCAGGUUACCCAGUGGGAAUCCAAUUUUGUAUUACUUACCAGUGAGUUCUUAAAUGCAUCCUCGGAACCAGUCCAGCUGGCAGAAAGCAGGUAUCUCUCCUGCCUUAUGAUGCUAUUACAACUCCCCUGCAUUAUAAUGACAAUAAACCAGGGUUAAAUGUAGACAAAUAGCCAAAAAGUGAGGGCUGUUGAUGAAUAAUGCCUCCUGGCACACAAAACCCAGGAAGUCCUAGUGCUUUACUUUGCCAUUUCUUUUUAUUACACCUCCUGUUCCCUUAGAAGUUAUGUGAUGGCAAAGACAUCCUUUAGGUCCUACCAUCUUUGUACUAGCAUUCCCUGUAGUUUUAAAGCCUAAUAAGCAUCUUUUGGAGAGGAUACCUUACUGUUAUUUUAUUUGCAUGUGUACAUAACUGAUAUUGAUGUCUGCUUUUAUCAGCCUAUAAAACUAUCAAGAGGGUAUUUUUCCACUAGAGCAAAAAAAAUCCCUCCUCUAUCUUAGGCACUACUUAAGCUUAUUAUUAAUUAAAAUGAAAAGUAUAGAUGCAAAUAAAGCCAAGAGUUCUCCUUCAGUCAGCAUUAUGAAUUGUAUUUUUCUGUUUAUUCAGAGAAGAUUGGCUAGGCAUGAAGCUAGAACAAAUAUUUGAAGUAUGGUAUUGACAAUGUAUUUCACCUUUGAUUUCACCUGGAUUACAAGAGACUCCAUGAGCACUGUCUAACUUCCAGUUGCCAGAUCCAACCAACGUUUUGAGAGGGAGUGCCUGAAGCUGGGCUCUGAAUGCUGUUUGAUGGAUACAACCCAAUCCUGGGAGGCACUGAGCAGACGGACAAUGAACCUACUGAAGGACAGGAUUUUCAGAAGUGCACAGGAGAUUUGGGCAAAUUGAGGUCACUGAUGAAAAUGCCUUCUCUGCACAACCUGGUCCAAUUGGAAUGAGAGAAAAUGCCAGCUCUGCUCAUUCUAGGUCUGGCUCCAUUUUACUUUUACUUCUGACCAAAUCAUGUCUUUGAGAAAAAGUAACUAUAUAUCUAUGUGCACAGAUGUAUAAUGUGUAUGCAGGCAUAAUCUAUAACAAACGAAGACACUGGGAUAUGUACCUACGUUAAAUAGUGUCCAUAUGUGAAAUUGUAAUAUAUUGUAUGUAAAUUACCGUUUAUUAUGCCCAGAAAACUUACUACAUUGAAUGGAGAAAAGCUCUUAUUGUCAGCCAAGGGCCAAGAAGUGAGGUAUUGGCAAAAAAUAUGGGUUCUCCUACUUUUUUUUUUCUGAAAAAGGAGGUGUUGAGAAGGAUGCAAGCAAUGCUGAGGCUAAACUUGUGCAAUGGGUACAAUCCACUGUGCUGGUUGUUGUAAUCAAACCUGGUAAUAAAAUAACAGAUGGAAAGAGUGGAAAAGAGUUCA